ACUAAUGAACGGAUCCUAUUUGAACUAUAAUCUCAGUUUCGUCUCUCUUCCUGAAGUGUAUGGGGUGUGGAGGCGGGGAAGGGGGUGGUCCAGAGGAUGGGAAUACAAACGAGAUGAAUUCGAAACUCCUACCCAGAGUAACAGCGGUAGUACGCUGUAAUUCUACGCACAUGUGUAACCGGAUGGAAUGAGAAGCUGCCUUCUCAUUGAAUAUUUCCCCACUAUUAGAAAUCAUUCUGAAGGCCACGUGGUGGCAUGAUCUUCCUGUUACUAACAAUCCUAGGCGCUGCCAUGUCUUUUCCAUCAGGAUCAUGUGAUAAUCCGGAGCUCUCCACUCCACCUGCCUGCACCCUGAUCGCAGCUUGUUCGCCACCACCGCUUGUGCUGGAGGACUGCCAGCCCGUAUCUCGGUAAUUCCCAGUCAGACUGACCACUGCGGAUUUUGAAAUGGAGGUGGACCUCAGUGGUAUUUCCAGGACAGUCUUGCCUGUCCUUCCUGCCCCUGCCGUUGAAGUGAGCUCUCCGGGCAAGACAGAGCCAGAGAAACCCCGUAGCUCCAGCACUCCAUGCUCGCCAGUCAAGCGGACUGCGUCAAGCUACCAAAUUCUUCACAUGGACACUAACUACUUGGUCGGUUUUGCCACCGGCGGUGAACUUUUAAAAUUGGCUCAGAGGUGGUCGAGUAGUGACGGGGGUGCCGCAGAUGUUGUGCCCAAGCAGCAGGAAGUAGGGCUGACUAGAAACUCGCGUGUCUGUCGAACCAAGAACCGGUAUUAUCAGCCGUACGAGAUCCCAGCUGCAAAUGGACGAAGGCGGCGGCGAAUGCCAAGCUCGGGGGAACGUACCAUCAAGUCAUUGUCCUUUGAACCUAGCAGAUGUCUACGUGGCCCUUUGCCAGUUUGCCUCAUUAAAGGGAAAAGAGCCCAGUCAAAAUCCUUAGAUUACCUAAACCUUGAUAAAAUGAAUAUUAAGGAGCCUGCAGACACGGAAGUGCUGCAGUACCAGCUACAACAUCUCACGCUUAGAGGAGAGCGUGUAUUCAGCAGAAAUAAAACUUGAAAAGAAAGAAAAAUCAUAAACUGGAAUGGAUGAGGUGGUCUUCAAUGAUUGGCUGGAAACUCUUUGCGAAGCUAUUGAUACAGUUUUAGUAGUUUGAAUAUUCAUAUUAAAGCUUUAGAACAAUUAAAUCACUAAAAUUAAUGUUCUUUUCAAUUGUUCCAAACACAAUUUGAAAUUUUGGAAUAAAUCUCUGUACUGAAACUGCAUUUAGUCAGCUGCUUGAAAUUUGCAUAUUAUUUUAACUUUUAACACUGUUAGCUAAGUUUUUCUCCUCUAUCUGAAGUGUUUAAACUUAUAAUGUCAGUGAUUGGUUUCACAUCUUCCAUUUCACUUGGCCUGCUGUAUUUUGCCAAAGUCCACCUCUCUCUUAUUCUUUUUGAAUAGAUUUUGACGAUUUUGUUAACUUUUCUUCAGAGCCUAGAGCAACUAGGCUAAGCUGUGAUGACUUAGCAAUAAAAUAUGAUACCUAUUACUGGGAACUGAUCUAAAUGAUGACUGAAACUAUUCUAGUUCCCUGUAAUGGCUUUUAAUGCUUCAUCCCAAAUUCUAGGAUGGUGCGAUUUUAUUUUUUUGAAAUACAGAGCAGUAACUAUGGAAACAAGUAAUGAACUCCUUACAUACAUUUUGUCCUCUGGUUUCUGGGAUAAAGUUGCUUAGACAUAGGAUCUUGUGGCAAAUACCGCAGCUGAAAAGAAAUAAUGAUUUCUAAAGUGUAUAUUUGUAUUGACAGCCUGUUAGAACUCAGAAUAAAAUUCCAAUGACUGGGUGUUAGAAACAACUGUAAGUAAUUACAACAAUAAUGUCAGUAUAAAUUCAAAUUUCCCAGUUUGAACUGCUAACAAGCUGCUCGAAAAGCCUCAAUGGAUAAUCUGUGCAAAUAAAUCACUAUUUGUGAUUUUUAAAGAAGGAAUUCCUUUGACUCGAAAUAGAUUAUCACAUUCCUUUUGUAUUGCUUUCUUUAAAUUAAGUAAAGAGAUUUUCUUUCAUUUACUGGUCUAGGCUUUAUGGCAGUACGUGAAGGAUAAUUACUUAUUGCCAAUAAAAUAAACUUAUCUAAAUUAUUUUGGUUGAUUGCAGAAUUAAUUUUAUUGAUCCCAUAUUACCAAUUGCACUGUAAGUUGUGCAAUCAAUGGCGAUAUUUUCCUCCUUUCAAAUAGUACAGACAAUGAGGGAAAAUGGCAUACAACCACUCUGUUAUAGAUUGUGAGUUGCCCUUGAACACAUGACCUUGCUGUGGCAUGUCAGAAUGUACUUGAGAGUUGCUAUGAGCGACACAGAGGCCGGACAUGGCAGGGACAGUAGAUUUCCUUCCCUCAGGGGCUUCACUAAACUGGUUAUAGUUUCAAGGCAGUGAUGUAGUUCCACAGUCUCUAUUUUGGUACAAGUUUCCUUUUUGUUUGGACAUUUUAAUUAGCUGCAUUUGUGAUCUCUCAGUUAUCAGAAACAGGUUUAGUAUCACCUGCAUAUGUCGUGAAAUUUGUUGUGACGUGUGGUUGCAAUAGAAGUUGAGUGCAUCUCUUGAUUGUGGCACCAUAGUGCAGCGGUUAGCAUAACACUUUACAUUGCCAGUGAUCUGGGUUCAAUUCCUGACACUGUUUGUAAGGAUGUAUGUUCUUACUGUGACUACCUGGGUUUUUUCCAGGCGCCCUGCUUUCCUCCUAUAUUCCAAAGAUGUACAGGUUAAUAGUUUGUUGGGCCAAAAGGGCCUGUCACCAUACUUAAUCUUUAAAUUUAAAAAAAAAACCAUUACACAGUAACAUUAUACCAGCUUUUGAAGUGAGAUAGAACCAUACAAUGUGUCAUUAUGAGACUGCCUUCUAAGGUUAAAUUAUCUGCCUAAAAGUAAUAUUCAUACAACAAAAUUGAAUCCUUAAAAUCAUAUUUAUUUUUUUUUUAAUUUCCAUACUAUCUUCUGGAGAACAUAGCAUUUAAAAAUCUUUUACAACUUUUCCUUUUUAAUCUGAACUGUCAUGGCCCUUGAUAAUAGGGUAUUGAAACUUUGUUUUAAAUGAGUGUAUUAGUGCAAACACUUUCAAAACUUUAUUCUGACAUUUCAGUCAUUGAAUUGAACAAUACAUUUGGAUAUAAUGUGACUUGGUUAUUAAUGCUUGUGCCCAUACUAUCCCUUAUUCUUUUAAAGUGAACAAACAGGUAUUAAAUAAGCUCUAUUUGUCACAACCUGCAGUAAAUAUCCUAAAAACUGACUCGCAAUGCUUAUAUUUUAGUUCCUUAUUGAAGGCUUUUCUGUGCAGUUUAACAAAUUUUGAAAGUAAUGCUAAAGAAAGUUUGUGGCCCUAGUAUUACCAGAGUUUCCAACAGCUCUUGAAAUUUUUAUUUUGCAGUGCACAGAUGCCUGAUCAUGUUACUUUUCCCUCAACAGCGGCUCUGGGAAAUUCCAGUUCAUGCUAGCCUUCAGAAGGGAAUUUGAAUCAUUUGUCUAGUUCUCCAAUGCAAUGGCGAGAAGACUAGUCUGGGCUUUAGGAGGCUGUUUGAAUGCCUAUCAGAAAAGCAACUCCCAAGUUUUGAGUGACAUCAAGAUGUUUAGAGCUGGAUAACUAGCUUAGUGUGAGGAGUUUUGAAAACAACAACAUGCUUGGAUGGCCCAACAGCCUGAAGCUGUUACUGGUGUUGCAUUCAUAAACACAAGAGAUCCUGCAGGUGCUGGAAAUCCAGAGCACCGCACGCACAAAAUACGGGAAGAACUCAACGGGUCAGGCAACUUCUAUGGAAAUGAAUAAACAGUCGAUGUUUCAGGGCCUGAUGAAGGGUAUCGGCUGGAGACGCUGACCGUCUAUUCAUUUCCGUAGAUGCUGCUUGGCCCGCUGAGUUCCUCCGGCAUUUUUGUGUGUGUGGUGCUCUGAUGUGGCGUCAGCUGGACGACCUCCACCUUCAGGAAGAGUUUGCCUGCGAAGUGGUGAGGAUAUUAUUGAAUAUUCUCAUCGUAAAGUAUUUUUUGUGGGGGGGGGAAGGGGAAAGUUGGAAAUAUGGUUUGAUGUUGAUGGAAAAUGAAAAUGAUCAUUCAUGUCAUCAGGACAUGUAUCCACAGCAACGUCAGGUCAUGUAGAGGUCCACUGUAUCCACAGCAACAUCAGGGCACAUGUUGGACAAUUUGCUGAAUGUAUUUUGAGAAAUGAAGAGCAGAUUCUGUAACUAGCCAUUAUAUAUUAACUAAAAUCAUUGUGGGUGUGACUUUCUUUGCUUGCUUUUGACUGCAUCAUUACAAAGCUAUUAACAAAAAAGUGCUAGCUCAGUCGCAUGUAUCUCAAAGUAAAUUAAAUGAUUAAUCUUUGAUCUAGGAAUGUUCUUGACAGUUACUAUUGUGGUCGAUGCAUUAUCCUGAAAUUGCCCUUGACAAAGAUAAAGCUGGGAAUUGUUAAAUGUGGUUGAGCUGAAGAGUUUGUAUUUAUGUAAGAAGCUAGUAUUUUAUAAAGUAAGCUGAUUUCAUGACCUGCUUUUAAAUGUUCAUGGUCCAGUGAACCUAGUUUAUUGUACCGUACAGUAGAGCUUUAAUCUCAAAUAGAUGAUUUUACAAUGUUUGAGGCUACAUAUCUUGCUGCUGUCUAAGCUUAGAAUGUACAAUAGAUCUAUGAUGAUGAAUACGCACAUAAUCUACCAGUAAUUAGGAAUGAAAUGUGCCUUCUGGAUACAGGGUGCACUUAUUGCAAACGUAGUCUUUACGUGCUUUCUCCUGCCCCGCAGACUGGAGCUGCUGCUCGUCACAACUCCAUUUAAAAGUCUUAAUUAUUCUCACAAACAGGGUCAGUUAAUAAAACAGUACAUCCCAAGUAUAUUAAAAUGCAAUGGAAUUUCAAUUUUCACCAUCCCACCAUAAAACAUAGGAACUAAUUAGCCUAUUCGGCUAAUAUAGUUUUCUCCACCAUUCCGUCAUGGCUGAUUUAUUGUCCUUCUCAACACCAUUGUCUUGCCUCCCCUCCCUGGAACCACUGGCACUCUUAAUAACCCUAUCAGCUUCUGCUUUAAAUAUACCCAAUGAUUUGGCCUCCACAUCCAUCUGUAGCAAUGAAUUCCACAAAUUCACCACCUUCUGGCUAAAGAAAUUCCUCUUCGGCCCUAUUCCAAAGGGACAUCUAUCUAUUCGAAGGCUGUGCCAUCUGGUCGGAGACUCCCACAUUAUAGAGAACAUCCACUCUAUCUCGUCCUUUCAAUAUUGUAUAGGUUUCAGUGAUACUCCCCCCUCCCCAGCCCUCAAACUCCAGGCCCAGAGCCAUCAAGUGCUUCUCAGAUAUUAACCCUUUCAUUCUUGUGCACCUCCUCUAAAUCUCUCUGAUGCCAGCUCAUCUUAGAUAAGGGCCAAAAGCUUGUAAUCUGUUUGUAGAAUCCCCUUUCCAUUAAUGCAAGAAACUGAUGUACAGACGCAAGGAAAUUAAAAAUAUUAGAGUGGAAAUCGGGAUAUUACGGCACAGAGGCAGACCCGGUGUUUCUGUGCUAGUCUGAUCCACCUGCACCCAAACUAUGGCUCUCCGUACCCCUCUCAAACAGGUACCUAUCUGAACUUAAACGUUACAAUUGGACCUGUACCUCCUGCUUCCAGUGGCAGCUUGUUCCAUACCGCCAUCUCUCUCUGAGUGAAGAAGGUCCCCUUGUAUAUCCUGUGGUUCAAUUUAUUUACUUCUGCGGCCUUUUUUUUAGGCGUAUCCAUGCCGGAGUUAGAUUCCUACAUCUUAAGAUAGUAACAUCUACACUACAACCUGCCUUGUAACUCCUCUACUAGGUUACAGCAAGGUAGCUGGAUGUGGAACUCUCAACUACACUUAUGGGGCUAUUAAUUGUGUUGUCUGGACGAAAGAGCAGGCCUAGAUCACUCAGCCCUUUCAACCCCGUCCUGUCAUUAAAUAUGAAUGUGAUUGAUCCUCUAUCUCAAUGAGCUUCUCAUAAUCUCCCAUAAUAGGGAGUUUCUGUACAUAGAGCAUAGAACAGAACAGGCCUUUGGCCCACGAUGCUGUGCUGAUCUUUUAUCCAACUCGAAGAUGAAUCUAUCCCUUCUCUAUCAGAUAACCCUCAAUUUUUCUAUCAUCCAUGUGCCUAUCUAAGCAAUUCUUGAAUACCCCUAAUGUUUCUGACUCUACCAUGACCUUUGGCAGUGUGUUCCAUUCACCCACCAUUCCCUGUCUGACGAAUGUGCCUCUGCUGUCACCCGCCUAUAAUUUCCUCCAGUAUCCUUACAAUUACGCUCCCCUGUAUAGGCCAUUUCCACCUUGGCUGUCCACUCAAUCUACACCCUAAUUAUCUUGUACGCCUCUUUCAAAUCAUUCUCAUCCUCCUUUGGUCCAAAGAGAAAAGCCCUAACUCGCUCUGCCUACCUUCAUACGACACACUCUCUAGUCCAGGCAGCACCCUGGUAAAUCUCCUCUGCACCCUCUCUAAAGCUUCCACAUCCCUCCUAUAAUGAGGCAACCAGAAAGGAACAUGAUAUUCCAAAUGUCUCUGGGAUAUCUUUGUUGACUAGAAACCUUGCUGCAGGUUCUAUCUAAUCUGACCUGUGGUUAUAUGGUUGUGCAAUUGAGUCAUUUUAAAAUUUAUUAAUGGGAUAGAAGUACUAUGCUUGAUUAUACAUUCACGUAACCAGGGAUGAUCCUUUUUUAGUGCAAUUCAACCUGUGUAAUAAUAAGUGCACGUUAAGCCAGGAAGUAUUUGGAUAUUAUUUAUUUUUUACAUUUUUUAUUGAGUUUAAUAUAUUGUCUUCAGCAAAUUAUGAAUGAAAUGCAUAAAAUGAUACUGCUUAUAAUCAAUAAAAGGAUUUCCA
Molecule: messenger RNA, 6823 nt
Organism: Hypanus sabinus (Atlantic stingray)
Lineage: Eukaryota; Metazoa; Chordata; Chondrichthyes; Myliobatiformes; Dasyatidae
Gene: macir
Product: macrophage immunometabolism regulator
Exons: 3
Coding region: 448-1059 (203 amino acids)
Biological process (GO): negative regulation of fibroblast migration; negative regulation of cytokine production involved in inflammatory response
Source: RefSeq, a predicted model, not a curated record